This is a messenger RNA of Phycomyces blakesleeanus NRRL 1555(-), 2061 nucleotides long. RefSeq lists its product as hypothetical. NCBI's taxonomy places the organism in Eukaryota, Fungi, Mucoromycota, Mucoromycetes, Mucorales, Phycomycetaceae. Gene Ontology annotation, biological process: RNA 3'-end processing. The record is from RefSeq and is a predicted model, not a curated record. The transcript has 3 exons. Bases 1 to 2061 code for a protein of 686 amino acids. Gene Ontology annotation, molecular function: nucleotidyltransferase activity.
AUGUCUUUGUGGUAUCUGAUGAACUGCGAUCCUCCGGUGAUUCCAAAUCUACAAAACAUAUCGCAAGAUAAUUCAUGCAAAGCUCCAUUCUGCAAUGCAAAGGUUUCUCUUAACAAAUGGAUAAUUUUCCAAAAGAGAGUAAUUGAAUGUAAUGUGGCAUAUCACAAUUGUGUAAACGUGGUACAUACAGACCGGCCAGAGUACGACAUAGAAUACACAAGCAAGAACUCUAUCUUUACAAGCCAAGAAACGAUCUGGAAAUGUGAGAAUGUCGAGACAGUGGGCAGUUUACUAAAGGGAUUUUUCAACUAUUUUGGACGUGAGCACAACUUUUCACAAUAUGCUCUUUCACUGAGAUUUGGUAGACUUAUUCCCAAAUGGGAGUGGAAGGACAGUCAUAUGGCAGUAGAAGAUCCAUUUAUUAUCGGCCGAAAUGUAGCUGGAACGUCCACAUUUCUAGGAACAAAUACUAUUCGUAAUGAAUUUAAAAGGGCUUAUGACCUUUUGAAUUCAAAUCACACUUUUGCUGACAUAACUGGCCCUGUUGAUCCAAACGAACGUAUAUUUGAUCCAGACACAAUCGAACAGCGUAUUAUACAAAGAAAUUUUCAACAGAUGAACCGUACGCGAAGAAAUAUAGGAAACUACGACUAUAUACACCGACAAUCAGAAAUUGUUUACAAUGAGCUACACAAUCCAAGGCGCCGGAGAAAACCAGCGACCAAUCUAAAUAUCACUAAAACUGGGUACUUUCCACAAAACGACAGAGAAGCCAAUAUACCGUCCAAGCUCACAUCUACCCAGAGUAGCAUGUACUAUCAAGAACCCACAUAUUCCAAGACAUCAAAGGAGGAUACAGAAAUUGACUUUGAAGCCAUUGCUUCAAUUGUAGAAGACCAUACCCCUAAGAAGACCGUUGUCUCACAAUAUACACCAAUCGAUGAUAAUAGCAAUACCAAGCAAAAGGCUGUAGAUGUACACAAUACGACAACCGGAGUAAAAAUUCCUCGGUCGAUAAUACAAAGCAGCUCCACAAAUUCUACAGAUUCAGAAGAAACAGCAUCUCGCUUGUAUGCAAAGACACCCCCAGAAAUCUCAAGAACCAUACAGCAAAUGUUUCCCAAGAUGCCACAAGAAAAAGAAGUCCAGGCAGGAAAAUACCAACCGAUAAGCAAUAGAUCGCCGUCCUCAACUUAUGCCGAGAUUACUUCGCCACAUGGUGCACCAGAAGCCUUGCAAAAUUUGCAAAGACCAGCAUUCCAGAAUAUUACGCCCUCGUUUUCUUCGGUUGUUGCUGACAACAUUAAAAGCCCCAGACCAAUAGGCAGUGGUAACCAACAAAAAGAAAUCAAACCGGCCAAACCUGCCAAACCUGCCCGAACUGUCAAACCUGUUGAGACUGCCAAUCCUGUCGAAUCUGUCAAAUAUACUAAACCAGUAAAACCUUUAAAUAAUAUCAUCAAUUUCCACGAUUCUGUAAAUACAUUCAAAGAGACCACAUACAAAAGAGUGGUGGGAUUUAAAAACAAAAUAGCUCCAGAACAUCCCACACACCUGGCUUUUACCGACAAACCAUCGCCAAAGAAUACCACAGCUUCCCAAAUCAAGAGUCCUACACCAACCCACAUGUCAAUAGUCAAUGGAGCACUCAAGGCUCUAGAUCCUUUUCAGUUUUCAAAAACAAAGAACAAAAAGCUCUUUGAGAUUCCUGAGAUUCUUGAGGUUUCUGAUAGUUCUGUAACGACCAACAGUCAAUAUGACGACAGUAUAAAUAAAGAAGAAGACUGUGGUGAAGGUGAUGAUGAUGAAGGAGGAGGAGAUACCUGUUCGCUGUUGGAUGUACCAGAUUUUGUUGAUGCAUUUGAUAUUCUUGAUGUACUCACUCAAUAUGGAGAUGUCCUUUCAUUGGAAUCAGAACGUUUGUCCAAACCAGAGAGUCUUUAUACAUUUCUUCACUGGCGCUUUACUAUCAAUCUUUAUCAAGAUAUCGAUGCACUUCCAAAGAAAAUUGAAUUAGCUGAUGAAUACUUUACAAUCCUUAACAAACCUAAUAGCAGCUAA